GUACGAUCCCGAUGAGUACCUCCAAGCCGAAGAGGAGGCCACCCAGCUGGCCCGGGAUGAGUUCAAGAACGUGUUCGAGUCCCGCCGCAUCGAGGAGAACCGGAUCCGGGUCCGCCGGUUCGAAAAGUUGAGGCGCAAAAUCGAUCGCAUGCGGGAUGUAUGCACUGCAAGAGAAAGAGUGUCGUACUAGUAUAAAUCGCAUGACAACUCUUCACAAAAGGAUAAGUUGAGCUUGUUAUGCUGAUUCGCCUCAGAGUCCAGAUUCGUCAUGCAGAAUUGCACUUACGACUACGAGUGCGAUACUUUUGCAGAGGAUAGGAUGGCUGCUACGCGGACGCCGCUUUACAGCAGCAAAUCCAGCGCGGGUACGGGGAGUUGGGCCUGUUGUUCGCGGUGAAUUUGUUUUUCGUGUUAGAAGUGACCGGAGCGGUUGGAAAUACAAACAAGGACGAUGGAACAACUUCUAGCGGAACCACAACAGCCGACGAUGAGGGGUUGCUCAUCACAAAGAUCUGCUUCGUCGUCCUCAUCACGACCCGGAUGGCCUACAUCUACUACCUGGACCACCUCCAGCGGUACGAGAAGAUGUUCAAACUGGAAUCCGUAUCCUGAGUAAAAGUGUCCCCACCGCAUAUUUGUGAUGCAAUUCUGCAUGCCAAAAAAGUUUCUCAUGCGGAGCCCUAUGAGAAGCGUUUUCUAUUUGUGUUUUGGAAUUUGUGAUGCGAGAAUCAGCAUGCUAUGCUAGGUCUGUGACGCUGCUGACCUACCUAAAACAGGAUUACACAACGAGGACCUACUUGUCAUGCCAAACAACCAAAGCUGGUUGGUUUGUCUACGCAGAUUUUCCAACUUGACUCUGGUAUGGGGACGCUUUUACUCAGGAUAAUCCGCGAUCAAGCACGGUGUGCAAAACGCUUUAUCCGAAAUUGCCAAGGACGAAAGAUUCGCGGACCCAAAACUCCGGCCCACUUUGCUCGAGCCGGUCAACGUAUGAGAUUGCACAACUCCCCCUCCCCCUCAUUUGUAUGCAUGGUAUGAGCAGCAAUACAGACACCAGCUCAAAUGGAGCCUGCGCAUGACAAAUCUACACACGGAUUGGAGUGUUGUUUGUGGUUCCAAAAUUUGUCAUGCUAACCGUGCUUACAGACAAGGUGUGGAUUUGGGUUUUUGCAUCACAAAUGAGGGGGAGGGGGAGUAGUUGUGCACUCUCAUACAACGCGCGGGACACGAAAAUCGAGUGGCGGUCUGCAAAUUGGAGAAAGUUGGAC
Messenger RNA from Amoebophrya sp. A120, 1268 nucleotides. The record is from the annotation of a GenBank genome assembly. NCBI's taxonomy places the organism in Eukaryota, Dinophyceae, Syndiniales, Amoebophryaceae.